AUGGGUCUUAGAAACAUCUUCAAGCCCCCAAAGGAUAUGUCCAAGGAGGACGUCAAGGAAUUCCUACAGGACGAGGGUAUCCGUGUUAGGGAUGAGGAGAAUCGCCACCGCAGAAAAUUCAAGUUCGGAGAGUUUUCGAAGUACGCUCAAGAUGAAACACAGGAUCGACCUGUGCUGAUGCCCCGAAUCCAUCAGGAACCGGCUUCGCAUGAAUCGUCUGCUGGAUCUUCUGAAGAUCCAUACAAUCCGGCUACACAGUCGACAAUCUCUAAUGUGACACAAGAGACUGCAAAUCAACAUGGAGGGCCUGGAAGGUACGAUGGCGCUCCUUCCUACCAUACGUUCGAUCCUUAUGAUAAUGACGGUUCCGCUUCCGUCAACCAGCAAAGCCUGCACCAACCACAGUUGCAGCAAGUACAGACAACACAAAAACAACAAUCAAUCCAUGACAUAUACGAAACCCAAGCUCAAGAUGACGAUUUUGAUCCAAACUCAUAUCCUCAAGCCGCUGCACGCACUUAUGAUCCUUACCUAGAAUCGGAGCAGCAACAGGUAGAAGAGGAAGUGGACGAGGAAGAGGAAGAAAUAAAUCGUAUAAAGCGACAGACCAAAGAUGUUCGAGAAGCGACCUUAAAAUCUACACACAAUAUUCUGGGCCAUCUAAGACAGGCGGAUGACACUGCUGUCAACACUUUGGGAACUAUUGGUGCACAAAAAGAGAAGAUGUAUGAAAUGGAAAAAUCCUUGAAUGGAAUGGAUACGCAUCAACGGUUUGUCGAUGAACAUGUCAAGCAAUUAGAGCAUUAUAACAGGGGAUUAUUUCACAUAAAGGCCAGCAACCCUUUCACCAAAAAAUCGAGGAUGAGGGCCGCUGAGCAACGGUUCCUUGCUCAGAGGCAAGCAGAUAGGGAAAGAGACGCAAAUCUCAGCUCUAAUUUGUAUCAUACUCAAAACGAGAUCAUAGAUCAACUGCGCGAUUCAAAAGAGCCCGUUGUCAAUUCGGAGUUGAAAGAAAAGUACGAAUACGAAAGACGUGUAAAGGAGGCUUCUAGAUUUUUGGGUGAAGAACACGAUGAGGAGGACGAAAGAAUGGAGGUCGAGUACAGCAAGAAUGUGGAUGAAGCGCAAAAGCUGGCAACAAAUCUGAGACGCAAAGCUAAUUUACUGUCGCAAGAAAUCAUGUCACAGAACAAGAAUUUGAAAGACAUCAGCGAGAAGGUUAAUAAGGUGGACGAUAAGCUUGUGCUUACGACUAAUAGGAUCCGGGGUAUAUAA
Messenger RNA from Ogataea angusta, 1275 nucleotides. RefSeq lists its product as uncharacterized. Gene Ontology annotation, biological process: vesicle fusion; exocytosis. The coding region runs from base 1 to 1275 and encodes 424 amino acids. The record is from RefSeq and is a predicted model, not a curated record. NCBI's taxonomy places the organism in Eukaryota, Fungi, Ascomycota, Pichiomycetes, Pichiales, Pichiaceae. Gene Ontology annotation, molecular function: syntaxin binding; SNAP receptor activity. Gene Ontology annotation, cellular component: SNARE complex; plasma membrane. The transcript has a single exon.